AUGGGAGAAAUUAAGCGAAAGAAAAAGCGCAGCAGCAAAGCUGCUAAAAAGCAGGAAAAGCAACCGUCGACUUUAACAGCAGCAGCAUCACCACCACCAGUUGCUUUUUCAGAAGCAGCAGCAGAAGAAGCAGGACCCGCUGUUAGCUUGAACGAGCCUGAAGAAUUGAUUUUACCAGACGCCGUGCAAGAACUCGCACCACCGAUGGAGGAUACGAAAAACAGCGAUGAAAUGCUUGAAGAGACUGAUUUAUUGACUGAUUUUAAACCGACCGCUCCGAUUUGCGGUGAUUCUGACAAGCUUCCCUCAUUGCUGUAUCCGGAUUUGCGCGAGCUCAACAUUGGUAGCGAGCAAUUUGACAGCACUUUUUCGAAUAUGGAUAUCACCCCCAAAGGUGCAAUUAGCUCGCCCGAAGAUGAUUACGAAUGCGUAAUAGAUGAAGUUUUUUCGCCCCGUAUAAGCGCACUGUUCGAGUGGUGUAUUGAGGAGACCACGCCAAAUUUGGAACGCUAUCGGCGGUAUGUGGAUGGGCUGGAACGUCAGUUUAUUACGACGGAAGGUCCGCAAGCGAAAAAUCCUGCCGAUGACGAUAGCGAUUUACAGCGGAUGCUACAAGCAUACCGGUCCUCGUACCACUACUAUUGCGAUGUAAUGAUACAGCGGUUGGUGAGCCGAUCGCAAAUUUCUAGCCUGCGUCAUAAAUGUUGGGACAUAGAGCACACAAAGGUCACCGAGUUCGCCCAAUGUGCCGAUUCACGGUUACUGUCCGUAUCGUUGAAAUGCAGGGUUGCCACGCUGAACGUUGAACGGUGUACGGAAGCCAAGGCUGAAUUGUCCGCUCUGCUCAAUCGGUUUGUAACGAAGGAAAAGGAAGCACUGAUACAGCUUCACUACACGCGCACGAUGGUGGAAAAGAACUUAUCCGAUCCAUCGGUACCGGGUUACGAGCAAUCGGGCUUGUUGCGAUGCAAGCUACGCAUUAUCGGAAAUGCUUUGCGCGCCGAGAUGCAUCAGCGCGAUUGCGACAAGGGUGAUGAAUGCCAGUAUGUGCAAGAUUUGCGCAAAUGGUUCAUCCAACUCGGUACGGGUAUGUUGCGCGCCGGCAGUGAUGAUGAGCGCGUUUGGCUGAUGUUCCAUUUGUUACGCUUCCCGAAAGGGAUCGACACAUGGGCCCAUGUGUUGGUGCAUCCACUUGCAUUUGGGAAUCAAAAUAAGCCGCUAACCAACAUUGAAAUACAUACUAUUUUUACGCUCAUCCACGUAUUGAUACGACCUAUCAUCGCGCGUCAAUCAUUCGUGGUGCCGGUAGACGAGUCGCUUGCCACCAUCGAACAACCGUCACUAGUGAACGAAGCGAAAGCGGGCGAUGAUUUCGAAUGGGUCGACAGCGAUGGUGAGGAUAGCAGCGCGGAUAAACGAAUCCAGCCGAUCAAGGAAAGUGAUUUGCUUGCAUUGCUUGAUCAAAUACCAUUCCGGCGGCUGUUCGAUACUUUUCUACAGCGCACCAUCGAACGCGCGCAACAUCUGGAUGCAGAACAGCUGAACCCGGAACAUCUAUCCACGGUGAACAUUUUAAUUUUGUUCUCGUUCUCCAACGAACUGAUCGCUAUACUGGGCGGAGGAUUACUAAUGUACGGUAGAGGCAUUGCACGCUACAGCCAUUUUGCCCGACGGUUGGCACUGCUCAUUAACGAUGCAGUGAAAUUUGUGGGUGAUGUGUUGCGAUUGUAUCGCCAAGCGCACAAACUUAACCGUCAGUCAGAAGAAAGUGAAGUGGUACAGGUAUAUUUCGAUACGCUCAUGUACCGUGCUGUUCUAUUGAUUCAUGGUGGUGGUGUGGCCCUGACACGCCAUCUGUCCACGCUGCCAUUUGGGUUGCUAAGUACAUGCGCCUGCUGGUGGAUAUAUGCCACCAUGGUAAAUCGAAGCAUUCGCGAAAAACCUGAUUUCGACUAUUGGAAAAGCAGCCACCGGUUACUGAACAACUGCACUCUGAUGGAAGAGUUUGAGCAACAGCUGGCUAAAAAGAAAUCGCCUCAAGAUCUGUACAAUAUGCUGAAGCCGCUUGUCGAUUUGGCGCUAACACGCGAUGCAACUAAAGAUGGUACAUUUAUACCUACCGUUGCGGCAACAUUGAUUGAGUUGCUUGCCGCAAUACCAGCGGACGCGGUGGUGUUUGUAGAAAUGAAGGAUCAAAUUCAUUUACUAAUGGAACGGACCUCGUCUGUACUGUCCUUUAUGCUGAAUACACUCGCUUUGGAGGAUGAGAACCGUCGACAAACUAUUGCCAAUUGUUGGGAAAUGAAGGGCAACACACUGCUGGAGGUGUUUAGUGGCAAAAAACAGCUGAUAAUGCGCUGGCGUCCGGACCAUCUAAAUUAUGAACGAUUAAUUUACAUGCUGCUAGAAUACCCACGAACGCACAUCUACCAUAAGCUAUCGCUUGGUUUGCUGAUGUACAUCCAGUAUGGGGAUACAAGUUCCUUUAUUGUACCUGUACAGAAGGAUCUACAAAACAUUGUAGCUUAUAACAUCGUUGUUGCAUAUCGAAAGCAUCAACCUGUCCUAAACAACUCGAACGGCGGUGGCCCAUCGGUGGCUGUUACUGCGGAACAACAAGCCGAACACCGUAGCUAUCAGGAGCGUUGUCUGUUUCUGUUGCUGCAGCUACAUAUACAUGCUUUUGAUCAGCCGAUGCAGAACAUACGACGAUUCUUAGAAGAUCCAAGCCAGGUGGAAAAAGUGGUUUUGCCUUUAUCUGUGCACGUGAAAGAAUUGCAGAGGGCAAUAAAGGAGCAGUGUCCAGUAGCGUGCCUUUGCGCGCUACUGUCCACCAAGAUGGGACACUGGGUGCCAGUGUUUUGUCAGGAAGGCUUGAAAGCGAUGCGUAUACUGUACGAGGUGCACCAUCUCGAUACCGUUGUAGUGCGCUGUCUCGAACUCAUCAGCCUCCUGUUUACCGAUUGUCCUCAUGCACUGGCGAAAAAUGAUCAAUUUAUCGGAAUCCUCGCGGAACUGGUUGAGAAUGAUAACAUACUGGAUUGGUCAAGACAAACUGGCGAUGAGCAGCACUAUACACUCGCAAUGAAACUGCUGGAAGGGGCUAGUAUGGGCAAAAUGGGAUCUAUGAUAGUCUCGCAGGCGGCCAUGUACUGGCAUCAGGGUUACGCCACUCCGCCGUCGCUCGUCUGCAUGUGGUUUGAUUGGUUAGUGAAGAUAAAAAAUUGGAGCGACAGUGUCAAGGUGCUGCGAUUGAUGAACGUACUGGCCAGCAUUUCGUUCAGACACGCGGAUGCGUGGAAAGCGCUGGGCGACCGUUUCCGUCCAUUUUUUAAGUCAAUUGCAGUAGUAAAACAUAAGCAACAUUCACUCUGGUCGAAAAUUCUCGGCACCGAGCCACCGCUACUGUACGGCAAACUGCCAAACGAUUGUGUUGCUUUGGCAUUGCUCGUUUUCGGCAUUGAACAUCAGCAGCUGGAACAGAAGACGGGUUUGUGGUUGAAAUUGUUGCGCAUGCUGAAGAAAAAUCGAACCAUCAAGAUAGAUGCGGCACUGCGCGAGGUAAUGGCGACGACGUGUGUACAGGGCAAGGAUUCUUGUCCCACAGCCAAUGCGCUGGUGUUGUUCAAAGUGGCGCGCUAUUUACUGCGUGCAAACACUGAACAUCCACUGUAUUUGGGGCUGUGGCAAUUAUUUUUCACCUUGCUGCUGACACGUGUUACCGACGUUGGGGACGAGGUGCACGGUGUUGCCGAUCGGUUGUAUGAUCACGACUCGGGGCUGAUGGAAAAGCUGAAGCAGUUGCUGUGCAAACUGGAGCUGCAUUAUCAUUUUCUGCAGGAAACGAACGAAGAUUCACCGGGAAUGUUGCGCCUCGUAAAAGCGUUCCAAUUAUGGUUAGUCGAUACAGAUCUCAAUCAAAUAAAUGAUGAUGCUCCAAUCAAGCUACCCAAACAAUACGCCACAGAACAACUACAAUCAAUCUUUUACGGUUUAGAGAUAUUUUGGCCGGAGUGCACUAAUACGCAGAUCCUCCGGGUAGUCCACCGUAUGAUGAUUGAAGGGUGGCACAAUCUUUACCGUGUACUUCCGCAUCACUCGUCGGCGAAGGAUAAAACUGUAUGCGGUGCCACUAUCAAGCUACCACCAACUCAGGCAAUCAAACGCCGACUGGAAAACAGUUACACCGAUCCACUACCGAUACCCGUGUCGGAGCAUCGGACCGAACUGAAAGAUCUUGCCGAUGCGCUAAAAACACCACCGAUGGGACGAGUAAAGCGCAUCACCGAGUGUGUACGGAUCAUAAAGCAGUACAUCGACAAAACGUACUUACCGAUGAAGAACGAGCUAAAAAUACGUCAAAAUGAGCUGUUCGAGCUGUACCAGCAACUGCACGUCAACGAGGUCAAGGAGUCCGAGCACCAGCUUAGGUGCAACAUGCUGAUCUGUUCCGGUGCAGCAACAAUCAUGGUGCGCUCGAAAUGUGUCGCAAUCGAUACAAAAAUAAAUACUUGUAUCCAAGCCCGGUUGGUAGCAUUGGAAGCGUUCCUGAACCGAAUGAAUAACGUUCCACCCUACAUAAUGAAGCACACGAUAAUGUUGCGCGAGCUGGGGAACAGUCUGUUUAUGGACUACUGCUCGGAGAUUGAUCGAGCAUCGGCCCAAACGUUGAAUGAAGCCAUCCGGACAAUGAAACGCACGCUGCUGCACGAAGUGUCCGAUGCGAACUUCGAGCCGCCGUUAACGUUUGCGGUGCGGCUAGGUUUGGACACGAACCGAAACGAUUUUUUGAACAUAAUGCUGGAAGAGGUUGGACAGAUAUUUGCGGGUGCGCUAGAAGACGGCCGGAAACCGUCCAGCGUGAUCGUUGCCAUGCUGGAGAAUAGUCGCAUACCGGUUCGUCCUUUGAUGAAGGUGUACGGUCAGCUGGUUAAGCAAAAGUCGGGCAAUCUCGAACGAAGCUUAUUUGUGGAUCUGUUCGGCAACAAGCUCCAUCUAUCCAAGUGGCUCAAGCAGCAGCACAGUAUCACUCCGGAUGAGGUGGACCAGUUUGCCAGGCUGAUUAUGCUUUGCAUGUACAAACUACACACGGCUGAUAGCGUCUCCGUUGACCAAACCGAGCUGGAUGUACAGUUCUCCCAUCUUUUACUAUCCCAUCUGGAAAUCUUUGCCAGUUACCAAUUCCCGAACAAUUUCGGCAAAAUGGUGGAGCACACGUUAAACGCUUACUCUCAAUGGCCGACACUACCUCCGACGAUGUUGCUCCGGCUGCUGAAUGUGCUCCGUUCUCGGGCCAAUCUUCCUGACCUGCAGAUGUCAAUGGAGGACAGUGCCCUGUGCCAAGCACAUCGCCAAUUCGCCGAAGUGAACUGCACUGAACCGGUGCUAAGCUUCGAAGUGUUGGAAUUAGUAAUCGUGACCGUAACGGAACACUUUGCAUGGCAGCGUGAUAUUGCGUACCCUUGGAACGGUAUGUACAAACGGCACGGUGCGUACGUGGAAGUAUUAGGCAUGCUGCUAGGCCUAUUGUCACACAGCUUUCUCACUACCGGCAUGCAAGACAAUCGGAUCCGAGCUGUACAAGAACAUCUGUUGCCGGCUGUGUAUCGCAUGUUUGAACCGUGGGUUAUACCAUACGGUGCAGAAACGCCUGUUCUACAACAGGGCAGAUUCAGUUCAAAUCACCCGUCGUCACCGAAAGAAUCAUCCAAUCGACAUGCCAACAACGAUAAGGCCAAGUGGAUGUUUAGCGUACUGCUCCAGACGGUCGAAUACGCACUCGAGAAGGUGUUGGUCGCUUACGCCGACACGGAUCAUGGCAGCCAAAUUCUGCUGUACUUCCUGCACUGGUAUGUGGAAUGGUUCGUCAAUGCGCGCAUCAUGAUAUCCGCCCUUUACGUCUUAAACACACUCGUACUGGAUCUUCCCUGGGAUCGUUUGCAACCGUCCGAGAUGCUGAUAGAGCGGAUGCACUUCCUGUUCGAACAUCACACCCCGGAGUGUCAUGAGCUGCUUGCGUGUGUGUUUGUGCGCUGUAACUGGACCAUGGGCGCUGAGCAUGGUCCAUUGCCCGUGUGGUUGCAACGAACGCACGCUGCAACAUUAGCUAUCUGUGUACGGUUAGCGUACGAACCGGUAAUACGCUCGGAUGUGAAAGUGCGCGCGGCAAUGGUUCAGUUGCUGCAGUAUUUCGCGGGAUUGACGUGGGAAUCGUUACACGUUGCGGAACUUACCCCGGCACUGGAUUGGUUCGUCAUGACAGGGGACGCUAGCAGUAUGUUACGCACAACGAAGGCACCGUGCCGUGAGCUAGAUGACGCACUGAUCAGAUUUCUGGAGGUUGUUGCAGGAAUGCGUAUCAAUGAAGCAAAUCGAUUGGUGCCGGGAGGUAUGCAGUUGUUGAAGCGCAAACUACACAUUAGUGUCAUCGUGCGAAUGCUUAUGAACGCAGGGCGUGUGUCGGGUGGUGGUAAGGAAAUGGAAAAUGUUCGGCUACAGUUGAGCGGUGCUUUCAAGCAACUGCUUACUGCGAUAAGUGCGGUCUUGGAAGGUCUGCCGCAGCAGCAGCAACACACGGAUACCGACAACCGACGGGAAAAUUCCGCCAUCAUGGCCGAGGCCCGGGCCAUGAUGGCGGAACUGUUAACGAGCAUCAAAAAGUGGCAAACUGAGAGCACGCUAAGCCUCUUUGUAGAUGAACUAAUUGCCAUGCUAGAAAACGAUACCAACUCACCGCUCCUAAUACGCUGCGUAUUCGAAUCGGCCAACUUGCUGGACAGCCCUACCGAACAUUGGAUGCGCUUGCUCGAAUCGGCCCUUAGUCAUUAUUUUCGCUCCCGGUGCAACGUGUCAUGGUUAGAGGCGUGGCAUGCUAUCGGCCACACGACGAUUGGUCGCUGGCAGUUCGAAAUGCUGUUCCGGCACAGUUUUACACUGUGCUUGGAACUGCAUUUCUUGCACCGCUGGCACCAAACACGUGGUGACCCCGUAGCCCAGCGCGGAGUGUUGAAUAGUCUUGAGGUGCAUGUCUUGGAACCGGUCGAAUGUCAGCUUUAUCCGUUCUGGUGCUCGAUCAUCUAUGCCCUUCUCUCGGUACAGCCGGAACCGCACGAAACCAUUCGGACCGUGAUCGGUCUGCUUGGUGACGUAAGUGAGAACAACACAUUCUGGAUGCUGGGAGUCCUUAAGAAAAUUUUCGGCAAGGAGAAAGCUCAAGGUUCGCGUACCUCCCAUUGUUUAAUUGCUUACGCGCUUGCUGCUCUGCUGGCCGAUGCCUAUGCUCGUCGCACACCACCCGAACAGAGCUCCGAAACGGACGAUUACAGCGAUGCUGACGGGAGCACCGAACCAUUUACGCUUAAAAAACUACUGAUCGCACCGGAAAAACGUGCUUCCCGCCAAAGAAUUGCCACAACGGCUAUGGAACAUUUUAAAUCCGCGUGCAGUGCGUCUGUCUAUAAAGAGCACCAAAGCCGGAUCAUUGAUGCGAUCGUCGGUACUCGCGGUGGCGAGCGGGAACUACCGCACCAAAUCUUACAACAAGCCAAAGAUAUUAUAGUUGUAUUAGAUAGUCUAGCAGAACCCUUCCUCAACACUCUACAGGAAGCGAUUAUUGGUGAUAUGGGAGGAAUAUAA
Molecule: messenger RNA, 7635 nt
Organism: Anopheles maculipalpis
Lineage: Eukaryota; Metazoa; Arthropoda; Insecta; Diptera; Culicidae
Product: ectopic P granules protein 5 homolog
Exons: 14
Coding region: 1-7635 (2544 amino acids)
Biological process (GO): autophagosome maturation
Cellular component (GO): cytoplasm
Source: RefSeq, a predicted model, not a curated record